Molecule: messenger RNA, 1445 nt
Organism: Mucor mucedo
Lineage: Eukaryota; Fungi; Mucoromycota; Mucoromycetes; Mucorales; Mucoraceae
Exons: 11
Coding region: 184-1425 (413 amino acids)
Biological process (GO): ubiquitin-dependent protein catabolic process; mitotic cell cycle checkpoint signaling; protein ubiquitination
Cellular component (GO): nucleus
Molecular function (GO): ubiquitin-protein transferase activity
Source: RefSeq, a predicted model, not a curated record
UUUUUUUUUAAUGCACACGUAUGUAUACCAAUGAAAUAAUCAAAGGAGAUUCUUAACUGUUUACUAUCACAUGAGAACUGGGUGGCGUUUGGGCUAUCUUUGUGACUCUAUUCACAAACCUGUUUAAAUUUGCUUGGUUUGUUACCUAAAGCCCUUAAUUUUUUUUUAUUCCUUUACACAAUAAUGAAAAGCCAAGUCAAUCUCAUUGUGAACUCACUCAAAGACGAAUUGACAUGUGCACUAUGUCAAGACGUCUUUGAAAAACCUCAGGCUUUAUUACCAUGCUUACACACAUUUUGUCUCGAAUGUGUGAGCUCCAUUCCCAGAGAGAACGAAUAUUUUUCAUGCCCUGUUUGUAGGGCAACAGUCAAUCGUUAUACCACGAACUAUGCGUUGCAGAAUAUUAUCGAUAUUUUUAAAAAAGCUGAAGACUACAGUCUCGAAGAAUUGUUGGAUCGUAGCACAAGUUCCACACCUACAAGGACCAUCGAAAGUUUAAACAUUGAUGGGCCUUCUGGUGAAUCUUCAUCAUCCUCAUCACCAGCCGAAAUCACAAAUACCAAAAAGUCAUGCCGCUCUUGCCGCCCAAUAAACGGAACAGGUUAUAUUUGUGAUGUCCCUAUAACAGAUACCGUACAAAAUGGUUUCGGGCACAUUUUUUGUGGGUAUUGUUCCGAAUAUUUGCCUGCUAGAGGUCCUGGAGGAAAUGAACCGGCGUUGAAUCAGUGUUGUAGUUUUUGUGGAGUCGUAGCUUGUGAUAAAUAUUGGGUGUGUAAAAACAAAGGAAAAGAAGCAAAACUAUACAUACUUAGUGAGAUAUCGGCGGUAGAGGAAUAUAUAAAAGACGUGGAAGUGAUCGAUACAUUGGCAGACGGACAUUUGAACCAUUCAGAAAUUCGAUUGCUUAAAGACUAUCUAGAUAGAAGCCGACUUACAUGGAACGAAGCAUGGGCAACAUGUUUAUCGGACUUUAAUGAUAAUCACUACACAACAGCUAUUGCAAGAAGAUUAACCCCAUUAGCUCAACAGUUAUAUAAUACACGUCGUCUUGUAAAUUUCGGUGAUUCUAGUACUGCAAUAGAUGUUGAUGAGGAAGAUGAAUAUUAUGAUCGAAUGGGAGAGGAUGGCAUUUUACCCUCAGAACAUUUGCACGCAUGUUACGGGUGCGCUGUCACAGUAGUUAAUGGGCAAUUUUAUGGAUUCUGGAAAGAAGUAGUCGAAAAUGGUUUGCAAAGAGAUUUACGAGAAAAGUGUCCACACGGAACUCUUUGUGAAUCACAAUGGAGAACCGAAGGUGUGCAAAACGAGAUUGCAUAUUCUUUUAAUAUUAACCAUUUGCUUUAUAGGCCACGCAGAAAGAUUAUCUCAUAUCGAGACAGAAGGAACAGGAUUGACAGUCUAUCGAAAUUCCAGCGAAUUUUAUGAAAUUUACGAUGAAUUCAACG